AUGGAUUUCUAUAAGGAAUAUCCAUUAAAAUGCAAGGAUUUGGAUUAAGUUUAUAACUUUAAAAUGUUUACCAAAUCAACAAACGAGCAUCUUUACGAAACUCAAUUGAUCAAGAAAGAUGUAGAUUUAAUUGAGGUGAAGCGAAAACUUAUUCAAGUCAAAUUAAAGUUUCAUUCAACCUGUUUUACUGUAUUAUCCAUAUUUAUGAGCCAUAAUUGGCUAGAUGGCGAAGAUUCUAAGUCCUUGAUUUUUAUAGGAAACAAGAAACAAAAUAUAAGAAAAAUCAAAAUUUUGAAUGGAAAGAACUUGGAAAAUCCUUAAGAUUUUAUCUUAGGAAAUAUAGAUUUUAAAAAAUUUUCUCAACCAAAGCAAUAGCCUAAAUCAAAACAAGCUUCGAUUUUAUAUGGAAAAAUGUACAAUGAUCUUUUUCUUCUAAACCUUCAAAAUCUAGACUUGGUUCAUCCAUUCAAGCCCAUUAAUGAUUAAAUCUGCAGUAACUUUAUUAUCUAUCGCAAACCUUUUGAGAAAAUCAAUGAAAAAUUUUAAUAAAUCAAUGAGUUUAAUGAAUAUUAAGUUGAUUAUGCAAAAAACACAGACUUUGUAUUUGUAUAUUUUGAUGAAAGUAUAGUAUAUGAAGAAGAUUAAAGAAAACAUUUUCAAUAUAUUUAAAAGCUAGAGUUUAAUUGUGAUAUUUGA
Molecule: messenger RNA, 696 nt
Organism: Stylonychia lemnae
Lineage: Eukaryota; Ciliophora; Spirotrichea; Sporadotrichida; Oxytrichidae
Source: the annotation of a GenBank genome assembly